UCGUCUUUGUCUUCGGAGAGGAGCCCCGACUUCCCAGGGGCUUGGCUUUGAACCACUCCUCUCCAGGCUCCGAUGCUCCCAUCCCCGCCACCCCACCUCUGGCUCCCAUUUCUACCCACAGCUGUCCUGAAGCCCCAGGAGUCCCUGGCGCAGCCUCUAACCACCCCUGGCAUCUUGGAAUCCGAAGGGAAGAGGGUACAGAAGUAUGAGACCAACAUCCAAUUUUGCUGGCUGGAAUAUAAGUCGUAUAUGGACCCCCUUGAAAAGGACUGGUGUGACUGGGCCAUGAUUAGCAGGCCUUACAGCUUACUUCAAGAAUGUUUAGAACACCAUGCUGAUGAGUUUGGCCUGGGUUUCCCCAACCCCUGGGCAGAGAGGGUCAUCUUUAAGACUCACCAGAUGCACUUUGCCAACUGCUCCUUGCUUCAGUCCACCUUCUUCGACCCUCCGGAGGACGUGCUCCUGGCCAUGAUCAUAGCCCCCAUCUGCCUCAUCCCCUUCCUGGUGACCCUGGUGGUGUGGCGGAGUAAAGAUCGGGAGGCCCAGGCCUAGGUCCACCAGCUCCUCUCCCCUAGCCCAGCCCUUAGUGCCUCGCCCCGUUCCCCC
Echinops telfairi (small Madagascar hedgehog) is the source of this 606-nucleotide messenger RNA. It is a transcript of the gene RAMP2, whose product is annotated as receptor activity modifying protein 2. Gene Ontology annotation, molecular function: coreceptor activity. Gene Ontology annotation, biological process: angiogenesis; calcium ion transport; receptor internalization. NCBI's taxonomy places the organism in Eukaryota, Metazoa, Chordata, Mammalia, Afrosoricida, Tenrecidae. The transcript has 3 exons. Gene Ontology annotation, cellular component: signaling receptor complex; cell surface; membrane. Bases 73 to 552 code for a protein of 159 amino acids. The record is from RefSeq and is a predicted model, not a curated record.